AUGAUUUGCACUUAACCAUUUAAUUUUUUUUGCGGGGAAACUUAAAUAAUGAAUUACUUUAUACAUUAAUUACAAGCAUGCUUGAUUCGCGCAAAAAAAAAAUGAAGUUCCACAGAAGGUGCGGCGACAGAGUUACACUGCUUAAUGAUAAUUCAACAGCUAUAAGAAAUUUUGUAGAAUUUAAUCAUGGUUUAAUAUUAAGUGCUGAACCGAUUUCUGAUGAUGUUAUGUUUGAAGUUUGCAUCGAUAGAAAGGUGAACGUUUGGAAUGGCAGCUUAGAAAUAGGAGUCACUACUUUGGAUCCAGAGUUUAUGGAGCUUCCUGCCACUGCUACUAAACUUCGCAACACAGCAUGGAUAAUGUCAGGCAGCUCUAUUGUGAAGGAUGGUGUAACUCUUGUAAAUUCUUAUGGGCCCGAGCUUGACACUCUUCGAGAGGGUGAUUGUUUAGGUGUUAUGAGAACAAGCAAGGCGGAAUUAACAUUUUAUAUCAAUGGACGAUGCCUUGGAGUUGCUGCCAAAGAUUUGCCACCUAGGUUGUUUGCAGUAAUUGAUCUUUAUGGUCAGUGUGUGCAAGUUUCUAUAUCACAAGUGAAUGGACUGAGGACAGCAAUGGAACUUUGUUUGGUUCAGGCUGAAGAGGAUCCCAACAAUGAUGAUACAUUAACAUCUAGCGAGAUAGAUGUAGCUGGUCUUCCAUCUGCUCCCUUCCCAAAAGAAACUCAAAAUAUUUAUGUGCCCAUGUCUUCUGAAGGAGCUUGUAGUUCUGCUCAAGAUCAUUUGAGAUUUCAUCCAAGAUGUGGAAUUUUAGUGAAACUCUCUGGGAAUAAUAAGACAGCUGAGAGAGCCCGGCCAUUGGAUGAUUAUAAUAACGGAGUUGUGAUGACACAUCGACCUCUUUAUGACAACGAGCUUUUCGAAAUACGUAUAGAUAGAUUAGUUGAUAAAUGGAGUGGCAGUGUUGAGGUGGGCGUUACCACGCAUAACCCUGCAACAAUUCGUUUUCCAUCCACUAUGACUAACAUGGACUCUGGUACGAUAAUGAUGUCUGGAUGCAAAGUGCUUUUGAACGGACACGGCACUUGCAUGGAAUACGGGAAUUUUAAUCUGGAUGAAUUGAGGGAAGCGGAAACGGUCGGUCUGUUACGGAAAAGCAAUGGUGAAUUGCAUUAUUUUAUAAAUGGUGUCGAUCAAGGUGUGGCCACAGAUAAAGUGGAACCGCAAGUAUGGGGCGUCGUCGAUUUGUAUGGAAUGACUGUUAAAGUUUCAAUAGUGGAUCCGUGUGAAGAUAUGGAUAGUAAUAUCCAACAUAUUCCACAACCAAUGAAUGCUAUCGACAUCGCCGAACCAAGACGAUUUAGACCAGCUAUAGACGAAGAUAGCCUUUUAUUUCAUACGCUGCGUGAUUCGAAUGUUAUUAUUAUUAACGAUGGUAAGACUGCUCAUAGGCCUAAUGCUUUCGAAUUCUUCAAUAACGGGGUAGUGAUGACGAACCGAACUUUGAGAACAAACGAACUGUUCCAAGUACGUCUCGACCUCAUUAUCCCGAAGUGGGCCGGAAGCAUUGAAAUUGGAGUCACGCAGCAUACAGCAUCAGAAUUUGAGUUUCCAUUCAGAAUGAGCAAUGCCAAAUCAGGAACUUGGGCUAUUACCGGUGAAGAUGUUAUAAGAGAUGGGACGAUUAUAAUCCCUCAAUACGUUAGGAAUUUAAACAGAUUAGUGGAAGGUGAUACUGUGGGAGUCAUGCGCAAAGACAUGGGCAUUUUACAUUUUUACGUAAAUGGAAUCGAUCAGGGGCCGGCAGCUUUUAACAUACCGGAGCAUGUUUUUGGGAUUAUUGAUUUGUACGGACGCGUGGCACAAGCAACAAUCGUCGAUAUAUAUUUACCCCCUCCCGUGCAUUCUCCUGACUCUCCGGUAUCAACGGAAUCCAAUGCAACAGUAAACCCUGAAAUGUGCUUCCAUCGUGUUCACGGUCGCAACGCCCGUUUGAGUCGUAACAGAUUGACGGCUUCCAGAGCGACCGUUUAUUCAGAGUUCAAUGACGCGGUACUGUUCAGUUCGCGACCGCUGCGAGAAUGCGACAUGUUCGAGUUACGAAUCGACAAGAUGGUCGACUGCUGGAUCGGCAGCUUAGAGAUCGGUGUGACUGCGAUACGCCCGGACGAUCUCGAAGCAACCGGGGGGGUAGGUGCCGUAGCCGGGACAGCCACUGAUCUCAAUUGGGAUACGUACAUUCUAAGCGGGGCAGCUAUGAUGAAAGACGGAGAGUGCGUCCGUAGUGGUUAUCCUCUCGAUUUGGACACCCUGACGGUCGGAAGUCGUGUUGGUAUGAUGUGGCACGCCGACCGUAGUCUUCACUACUAUCUGGACGGUAUGGAUAUGGGCAAGGCGUGGUAUGUACCGCACUUGAACAUAUACGCCGUUGUAGAUCUAUAUGGACAAUGCACGCAGGUCACGAUACUGCAGAAUGAGGAACGCGCUUUCAAUUAUAACGGCUGUACUAAUUCCGAUAAUUCUUUGAUGGGCAACACUAAAGGAAUCGCAUCGCCUCCGUACUGGAGUUUCUCGGAGUAUUGUGGCGAGAAUGUGUGCAUGAUGCACGGUUGCUCGGUGGCACGUCGCCUGACUCCGGACCCUACGUACGCUUUGGUCUUCAGCUCUGCCCACCUGGCCGUGGGAGAAAUGUUCGAGAUCAAAAUAGUUGAAUGCAAGUCUAGUUACGCGGGCAGCUUUCGUAUGGGCAUCACCGACGUGAACAUACUGAACGCUCACGUGAACAGAAGCCUGCCGCUUAAUAUAUCACGUUUGCCGCAUUUCACCGCGUACAUCGAUGGUAAAUACAUGAAGUACUCCAAAGCCGGAUGUUCAGUGAAAGAGAAAGAUAUGCGUUCCUUCGUUCCGUCUUUCGAAUGGCUGCGUACUGGCGACAGACUCGGUCUAAAGAAAACUAGCGACUUCAAAGUACUUGUUUAUUAUAAUUCGGAACUGCUUGAUGUUGCCUUCGAGAAGGUUCCUGAUAAAGUUUUCGCUGUUAUGGAGCUGUGCGGGCCUGUGACUAAGAUUCACACGAUUUCUAUGGCCGGAGGGGUUGCAGCGAGCAAUACAACAACGAUCCCUAACAAGUCUAUACCGAAACGUCAACCUCAACUGAACGAAGACGGCACGAUUUGUCCCGUUUCAACAAGCGCUAACAUGGACCGCGAAACUGACAACCAGUUCGGUAUAGGAAACGAACCGUCCACAUCGAAUACUGAAUCGAAUAAAAACGUCCGAGAAAAUUUGAUAGCCAGUAUCGAUACAGCUAACACCGAGAGCAACACUAUGUCCACGCUGACCGUGGUACCCACUGAGACGAGGCGGCGAAGGAAUCCCCUGCCGUACACAUUCCAUUAUGUUCACGGCAAGAACAUCAAACUUUGCAGUUCAGAUACGGUUGCCGUGCGCACAUCGGGAUAUAAAGACGGCUUAGCGAUUAUCAGUCAACCGCUGAGGAGAGGUCAUAGCUUUAGGUUCCGAAUCGAUAAAGUGAUGAUGGACUGGCUCGGAAGUGUCGGUAUUGGCGCCGUUGGUCAUCUCGCUUCGGAAGAGCUUCCGCCCACCGCAAUGCAGCUAGAGCCCCCCGUGUGGGUCAUUACAAGUGACCUGAUUUACGACAACGGUGAUUAUAUAAAGACAAAGAGAGGUGCACCUUUAGACAACUUGACGGAGCAGUCGGUGCUCACUAUACACUUCAGGCUGAACAGCGACAUUGCCGUGGACAUCGACUCGGAGCCGCUCGGAGUCAUCGGCGCUGUUUCAAGGAAUGCUUGUCACGUCUUCCCCCUGAUCGAUCUUUACGGUCGCGUCACUCAAGUGUCUGUACUGUUGCAUCCUCACGUGGUCGUGAGCGGCACUUCGAUCGACCUACCCAUCAUAGCUGAAAAUCAAAGAGAAGAAUCGAUGUCGGAUCUCGACAUGAAUGAAGAACCAACUCGUGAAUUAUUCGAAACCAAUUUGACCGAAAUGCGAAUCCGUCGAAAACUGAAAGCCUAUAGUCACGACAACCUCAUCGAGGACGAGCUGGAACCUAUCGCGGCUCAGCCUGGACCCAGCUCCCGACGCGAUAUCCUGCCUCUAGAAUGCAUUCCGCUCAGUAACUUCGAGACGAAGAAUCCAGCGAUAAGACGCAAGAGACAAUGUCCCAAUCAGCUCUCUUUACACCAAAGCCUGAUAAUGUCAGACAAUACGAUGUCGUCAAACAGCUGUGAUACAUCUACAUCGUCGCGCUUCAUUCACAAGAGUCAUUCCUCUCAUAAUUUUAGUCUGAUACAAGACGAUAUCGAACUAAAGGUGUUACGUCAUACGUACAGUGUAGGCUCACAGAUAGCGGAUCACUCGGACAGCUUGUCGCACGGACAGUUUUACGAUACGAACAUUCGCCAUAACGAUCGGUAUCCCGAAGCGAACGAUGUCGAUAAUUUGGAUAAUGAGAUAAUGGACGCUCUCACUUUGGAAACUGGUAAUUUGCCUGAUCUAACCGAAGAGCAAUCGUCGUCUUUAGAUGAAUCGACGCGCCGCGACGAGCUAUGGUCCGAGCAGCUAUCUAUUGAGAACUUGAAUUACCUCAAUCGCAUCUUGUGCUUCGAUCAAGAGAUGGACGAAGGUCAGAGCUUGGAGUCCGAGUGGGAAGCGUCAGGAGAAGGCUGUGAGCACCUGCAUCUUGUUUUGAAGUAUUGGAACUUUUUGGUUUGUCCGUACCCUGAACUCCGAAAGGCAGUGUCCUGGGGCCAGGUACGGUGCUACUGCAGUAACUGCCAACCGGACUUACUGCCUCCGUUUGCUGGUUGGGUUCGCAUCGAGCGUAUAGACGGUGUGGGAGCGGCUCAGCGUGGCUUUUGGAACGUGUCGAGGAACAUUCUGGGUUCGGCGCAGGCCGCGCACGGGGAGAGCGGCUCGGUGCGAAGACCACGUGCUCUAGUAGACGUACCCUGCACGUCGACUUCGUUCUCUGACAUUUGGAUCGACGAGGAGGGGAAACCGCAUCAGACCGUACUGGCUAUUGAGAUUGACAUAGAGGGCUCCGAAGCAGCCAACGAUCGACUACUUUCCUUUCUCAUUUAUCUGAAGCCCCACUCUUACUCCGAGGAGAAUCCCCCGAGCUUAGAUGAUUAAGAUCAUAUUGAACCAGUAAAUAUGUAGUCGAUGACGAGAAUAACAGUUUCUUUUUUUUUUUUCAAAACUUUCGAUAAAUCAGGGGCACAAAAAGGUUGUCAUAAAAAGUAUUAAGAACGUUUUUAUGGAAAGAAAAAGUUGUGACCAGCCAGUUUAACGGGCGUUAAAAAUGCCGUACGCUAUGAAAUUUUUAUGAUACUAUAUUUAUUUUAAUGAUAUUAUUUAAUCGGGAUGGGUUUUAUUAUUGGGCUAGUGUCGCCAAAUAAGUGGAAAAUUCAACAAUACAUUUAUAGAUAACUCACUAAAUUAUACUUAUCAUAUUAUAAACAAUAAUAUUGUAAUAAUAAAAUGCUAUUCAAUUGAGAACAUAUGCAAACCAUAAUUUUAUGUAAUAAUAUUUUUCAAUUUUAUAAAUCAAACUUUAUACUUCUAAGUAAUUUAAUGCUAAUGAAUAUCGUAUAACUUAAAUAACCUUAUUAAAAGCUAUAAGUUUAUGAAUAUGAUAUAUUUCCCUAAACUGAUGUUUACCAAGCCGAAUUAUAAUUUUAUCAAUGUAUUUAUUCUAUUUUAUGCACCUGUAAUCUAAUUUGCUAAUUUUAAUAUCUAUGACACAUUCAUAUUUAAUUUUUUAUUUAUUUUGUAAACACUACACUACGACAACAGCUUUCAUAGGCUAUAGAAAACAAAAAAAAUUACGGUAUAGUAAUGGUAAAAUAGAAAACAUAAUUGACGCCAAAUUUGUUUUUACUCAACGUUAACUAUUGCAUUUUAACAGGACUUUUGACUGACAAAUGCUGACUUAAAGUAUAUAAUGUGUGUGCAAUUAUUUUAAUUUUUAUACAAAUUCGACUGAUUCUAUUUGAAGUAAAUUAAGUUAACAGAACAUUUUAUACAGACAAAGUAUCUUUAAAGGUAUAUUCGUCUAUAAAGCCUAUACGUAAAUAAUUUGAUGACAUAAUACUGAUGUUAGAUUGAAACGAUUUCUUGCAAUUUUUAAUGGUGUCUUUAUAAAAUUCUUCUAGUCAUUAUAAUCCUUAUAUCAGUUAUUUAUAGUGCAUGUUUCAAAGUUUUGUGCCAUUCUACUAUUUGAUUUAAUUAUUCUCAGUAGAUACAUAUUUAUCGAUAGGAUACAAAAUAUUCGAGUUUUCAAAAACCGAAUAAGUCGUCGGUCUGUUUAAUAUACACUCAUAAUAAACUUAACUUAUAUAACUUAUAUAGUGAAGAUCUAACAAUAGCUGAACACUAACUUAAAUAUAAAUAAAAUUGCACGCAGAUUUUUUCUAACUAUAAAUAACUUUUAUUAGGCUAUUAUGUUUAAAAUAAGUACAUUGUAUCGUACCAUUGCAAUUUAUAACUCGAAUAUAAACCCGAUCUGCACUUAGAAUUGCACAUUUUCAAUGCAAUAUUUAUGUAUAUCAAAAUAAUAAUAUAGAAUAAAUAUUUAAGCUAUAAGGUUAUAUUCUACCAAGCAUUCCAAAAGUGGCUCAUGACAUUUUAUUAUUUGGUGAUAAAAUCAAUUUUAUAUGGUACCUAUGUGGUAAUGAUGACGUAUGUCACUUUGACGUAACUGCUUUGUCAAAUGU
Molecule: messenger RNA, 6736 nt
Organism: Bombyx mandarina (wild silkworm)
Lineage: Eukaryota; Metazoa; Arthropoda; Insecta; Lepidoptera; Bombycidae
Gene: Neurl4
Product: neuralized E3 ubiquitin protein ligase 4
Molecular function (GO): ubiquitin protein ligase activity
Source: RefSeq, a predicted model, not a curated record